ACCAAAGCUGGUUUGCCAUCCGCCAUUAAACGUCAAAGAAGAAGAAGAAGAAGAAUCGCCGUCCACUCUCGAAAUUCACUCCCGGGACUCGAUCCGUCCCUCCGCGAGUCAUCAAAACUUUCGACGCAGCGUUGAGACUAUAAUGAGGAGAGAAAUUCAUGUUCAGUGAAGCUCCUCUCACAACAAUCACACAUUCAGCAGUUCAACAAUAAAUGCUGGAAUAUUUCCAUCAGUUCACAAGUGAAGAUGAGCAUCAAAUCAUCAGGAAGAGCUGAAAUCUGUAAAGACUGAGUUUAUUAAAGAGGACAGAGAGAAGAUGAGAGAUCCAGAACCCUGCAGAAUCAAACACUCUGAAGAUACUCAAGAACUAACAGAGUUGAUUGAAGAAAAUGAAGAGAAUGAAGAAUUGAGUGAAAUUGAUGAGAAUAAUCAUGUCAAAACUGGAGAACAACAUUUGAGUUGCUCUCAAACCAAACAGAAAGAUUUAAUGCACCGAGGAGCCAAGAAAUCUUUCACCUGUCCUCAGUGUGGAAAGAGUUUCACAUUCAAACAUAAAAUUAAAGCUCACAUGAGAGUUCACUCUGGAGAGAAACCAUUCACUUGUGAUCAGUGCGGGAAGAGUUUCACACAAUCAGCAAACCUUAAGGAUCACAUGAACAUCCACACUGGAGAGAAACCAUACAAGUGUACAGUCUGUGACAAGAGAUUCAGUCGGUCAAAAUACGUGAUCAGACACAAGGCAGUCCACACAGGAGAGAAACUGCACACAUGUGAUCAAUGCGGGAAGAGUUUUGCACUAAAACAACACUUUACGGCACAUGUGAGAGUUCAUACGGGAGAGAAACCGUACAAGUGUUUAUACUGUGACAAGAGAUUCAGUCAGUCAGGAAACCUGAAGACACACAAGAGGAUUCACACUGGAGAGAAACCGUAUCACUGCACUGAAUGUGGGAAGAGUUUCAAUCAUUCAGUUUCUCUACACAGUCAUAUAAAAAACAUUCACAGUAAGUAGAUCAUCUUCAGAUCCAGCUCUUUCUGAUCUGAUGCUGUGUCUUCACCAAAUGUGACACAAUAAUGCAUCGUGCAGUGAAAUAUCAUCUGGAUAAAUCUCUCAUUACAAGUGACAUGACAUAGAAACGUUUAUCUGAAGUAUUCACAGUGAAUAAAGUUCAUCUUCAAAACCAGCAGAUUCAACUGUGAUUCAGAUCAACUCAAAGGUGGACUUCCUCCACAAAGAACCAAGUCAGAAAGUUUUAUUCUUGUAUAUCAUUUUGUUUCAUGAUAUAAAUGAUAUCAGUGUUUUUUUAUGAGUUUCAUAUUCUGUUCAAUUGUCUUAUAAUGAGAUUCGGAUCAACUCAAAGGCUCUAUUCAGACGGUAAAUGUUUCUCCUGACACCUUGAGAUUAAAAGAACAUGAUAAUCAAUGAUGAACUCAUGAAGCAGUGGAAGUUCAUUCAUCAUUUCUGUGAUGUGAAGCUCAAGUAUGAUCUAAUGAUGAUGAUGUUUGGUUUAUACUGUAUGUUUAUUAUGUUUGAACUGAACUAACAGACAGGAUCACAACAGUCCUACUGACUUCUGAAGAACCACACACGUCUUUAUAUUGUUUGUUGUUUUUUAUCUUUUAUUUCAUUUCCAGUUUAACAGACUGAAUCUGUAUUUUUUUUUACCCUCUUGAUUGUCUAUCAUCUGUCAGCACAUCUGUCCUGCAGUGAUUGUGAUUAUUGUUGAGUUUGCAGUGUUUGCUGCUCCUGCUGUGAUUCUUCUUCAGAUCAUCUGUGUAAGAAGAUCUGGUGGGUUUUUCAGCUUCACACAAUCCACAUUCUGUCCAGAGGAGAACUGACCCCUGACUGAACCCGCUCUCUCACAAGUGUUUUUCACUCUCUCUCCAUUCUGCCACAGAUGGAAGUUGGUUCCUUGCCUGUUGUCUUUGUCUUUAGUUUGGGUCACUUAAUUUCUGGCAGGAUUGUAGACACUAUUUGAGCUGAACUGAGCUGGACGAUAUAGACAUCACUGGGGACUAGUUUCCUCUUGCAUUAUCAGCACAAGCUUUUCCAGUUUAAUUCUGUAAAGCUGCUGACACAAUCUGUAUUGUAUAAAGCAUUCUAGAAAUAAAGGUGGCUUGAUUUGA
Messenger RNA from Cyprinus carpio (common carp), 2127 nucleotides. RefSeq lists its product as uncharacterized. Gene Ontology annotation, biological process: regulation of transcription by RNA polymerase II. The record is from RefSeq and is a predicted model, not a curated record. Lineage: Eukaryota; Metazoa; Chordata; Actinopteri; Cypriniformes; Cyprinidae. Gene Ontology annotation, molecular function: RNA polymerase II cis-regulatory region sequence-specific DNA binding; DNA-binding transcription factor activity, RNA polymerase II-specific.